ACCUGCGCGCAGGUUGGAACGCGAUGUAACAGUGCCCCCUUGUGGUCUCCCAUUUUAGAACCCUGGUGUGGGUGAGGCUGUUCCCGCCCGAGGAAGGAGGACGCGGCGGGAUCCCAACCCCGGGGCCCCAUUCACCCCCCCACCCCAUGAACAACCGGGCGCGGGCCCCAAACCCCUCCCCGGUCCGGGGCUUGGCCGUGGCCCGGGCUUCGACCCCGGUCAGGUCCUCGAUCCCGGUCCGAAUCCCAGCUCCAGCCCGGGCCUCGACCCCAGCCCGGACCCGGAAUCCCGCCCCGACCCCGACCCCGGUCCGGGCCCCGAAUCGCACCCACGCCCCGACCCUGGUCCAGGCUCCGAAUCCUGCCCAGGUCCCGGCUCGGGCCCCAAAUCCCGUUCAGACCCCGACCUCCGCCCGAACCCCGACUCCCGUCCAGGCUCCGGUCUCAUCCUGGACCCCUACUCUCCACACCCCGACUCCGGUCCAGACCGCAACCCCAGUCUGGACCCGGACUCCUGUCCAACCCCCGACAGUGGUCCGGACCCCAACUUCUGUUGCGACUUCGACCCGGGUCCAGCUCCCGGCUCCCGCAGAGAUCUCGACCAGGGCCCUGUUGCCCGCUCCAAACUGGAUCCCACCUCCGGCCGGGAUGGCAGCCCCAACCUCACCCCCAGUCGGGGUCCCCAUCACAGCCACGGUCCCUGCCUCGGAAACCUUCCCGAACUCGGCCCCACCUUUGGAUCUACCCUCAGAAUCGGCUUUGAAGCCUGCUGUGUCACCGGACAAGGAUCUUUCACUGAUGCCCACUGUCACCAGUGGAUUGGGGGCCACCCAAGAGCCCCUUCCUGCCCUCACUCCAACGGCCACUGAUUUCCUGGGGCCCAUCCUUGGAUCAACCUCAAAGGCAGACUCACCAGCUACUAAGUUGAUGGAUUCCACUCCCGAUUUUAUUCCGGCACCCAUCCUGGAGACCGACUCCUUCGCCAGCACUUUCGCCUCCGCCUGCGAGAACAUACCGGAGGACAGCAAGAUCCUGAUUCGAGUGAUCUACUGCGGCCUCUGAAGCUAUAGCCUUCGUUACAUUCUACUGAAAAGGAGUCUGGAGCUGCAGUUUCCAAAUUGUCUACGCUUUGAGGAGGAAAGAUCUGUCCAGGCUACAGGGGAGUUUGAAGUGUUUGUGGAUGGCAAACUGGUCCAUUCAAAGAAGAAAGGUGAUGGCUUUGUGGAUGGGGCCAGGCUGCAGAAAAUUGUGACCAGUAUCAAUGAGGAGAUCAGGAAGAGGGAGGUGAGGCGCCUCAGCAGGAUGCCGAGAAGGGCUGAAAUGUUGCCAAGUCAGGUCCUUUUCUGAUGGUGGCUGGGGCAGGGGUGAGGUGGGGAGGCAUGAAGAGGGAAAUAAACACAGUCUGCCUCUCC
Molecule: messenger RNA, 1411 nt
Organism: Hyaena hyaena (striped hyena)
Lineage: Eukaryota; Metazoa; Chordata; Mammalia; Carnivora; Hyaenidae
Gene: SELENOV
Product: selenoprotein V
Exons: 6
Biological process (GO): response to selenium ion
Cellular component (GO): cytosol
Source: RefSeq, a predicted model, not a curated record